Messenger RNA from Fonsecaea pedrosoi CBS 271.37, 2028 nucleotides. RefSeq lists its product as uncharacterized. The transcript has 3 exons. Lineage: Eukaryota; Fungi; Ascomycota; Eurotiomycetes; Chaetothyriales; Herpotrichiellaceae. Bases 1 to 2028 code for a protein of 675 amino acids. The record is from RefSeq and is a predicted model, not a curated record.
AUGGCACUAUCUGAGCGACCCAGGUCUCACGACUCAGGUCGGGAUCCAUCGUUGCAGGAUAACGCGCAGGCUCAUCUCCCUCCAAUACUAUCCACGGCGACAGACCAGACUCCGCCGUCUGCAAAGGCCGGCGAAGCCCAAGUUCCACACGUCGACAAAAAAGAUGGCAACGGACAUACAGUGAUAGAAACAGCCUCGAGUUCAGGAAGUCACAAUGCAAAAGCAACCCCAUCGGACGCUGCUCCUAGCGUUGUCCCAACAGCGACCAAGAGGAAGGAAAUUGCACUUGCAUGGAUUCCGGCAUGUCUCACUGUCAUAAUGCUCAUGCUGACAGCGUUGUACGCCCUUAGACCCGGUCUAUGGAAGAGCGACUUCAUCAACUCGUCUCCGAGCAAUGCCAUUUUCGUUCUCCGAGCCUUGUCUGAGGUGACGGGCUUCCUCCUUGCCAUUACCGUGGCCUCUGCAUUUGAACUGCUGCAAUGGCUUUUGACCGUGCGCGAAGACGGCAUCCCGCUGGCUGAGUUCUUGUGCCUUCAACCGGGAACUGGAAUAUUGGGACUGAUACAAAUCACUGCUGGGGCAAACUUCGGAGCUGGGACAAGGCUCUGGGGAGCCCUCAGGCUGCUUGCUGUGGCCUUGUUACCGAUAUUGGGAGUCUUGAUCAUGAGCGAAGUGGGAACAGUCCUCAGAUUCGACAAGGUGGGCCAGACAGUCGCGCCCCUGGGAUUCGGGCUUGGGUCCUUGAACACGAGCGUCGCCGUCACGUUAUCCCCCUUUACCGAUAUACUCCUCGGAGCCUCUUUCAGCCAGUUUCUGGACGAUCCCACACACGCGGUAGACAUCUCAGAUGUUGAUCGCAGAAGAGCCUGUUCCCCUUCGGUUACUGUGCGUGGUGAAAAAACGUGUGAGCGAGCUAUCUACCUCGCAGCAGGACAGGAGGAGAUAGCUGCACAGAUAACAACAGAUGCUCAUCCCCGAGCCGACUCCUGGCUCGUCGAGGACCACCAAGGCUAUGUUCUUCGCUUCACGGAGGGAGACCAAAAGUGGGUGUUUGAAACUGGCACAGAAUGUCGGACGUAUUACACCGAGGCCGUGGGAUCUACACUGGGGGCUUUCAGGCUUUGUGCAAAAAACGUCGCCCCGAGUCAAAUAGAGGCCAGAAUAUCAAGCUGCAGCUAUGCAGACACCCUCACUGGGAGCUGUGGCAAGGAGUCGACAUGGAAUUCCACCCCGGCUUGGACCACGAGGCUUUCCUCAACUUUCCGCCAGGCCAAGAUUGCAUAUUCGAGACUCAAUGGCACUAUCAUCUCCCACGAUUUCAGCACACUGCCAGAGACAGUGGCACCACUCCGGUCGGCGGAUCUAUUAGAAGCAUGGGACAAUUUCUUGGGCCUCGCGAGUUCCACAGAUCUUACCACGUCCACCACUCUGGAAAUACUGGGGCUGGGAGCCGGUAAAUUCAUGUUCCCAGCUAUGAUCGCCUCGAUGCUGAACUCGAUUACCGAACUCUCUCCACAUAGCCCGGCCCUUCAGACCAGGGCGGUCAAUGCGCUACAGGCACUGCUGGCAAUACCCGUCUACUUUUGCCAGACAGGCUACAUUGAACGGCAGGCGGUCUCGGAGCUACCGAGCAAUAUCCUAUUGACCAACUACGACAACAUCAAUCUUCCCCCCGGACUCAAACGCAACAGCCCUGUUUACUUCACCGUCAGCAGAAAUCAGAUUGUCGUGGGACUGGCGUCUGUUAUCGCCUACGUGAUCCUGAGCGGGUUUGUAUUGAUAUUGUGCUUUUUGGCACUGGGAGGGGGAGUUUUCACCAAGAGAUUCAGCCAUGUCCCCGACACCACUUCAUUCCCACUGCUGGACUUUUGCCGCCAUUGCGUUGUAACGACCAAGAAUGGGGUGCCCACGACAAAGGGGACGCUCCAGAGCACCGAAAGAUACGACGACAUCCCCAUAAGGGAGAUGGAUGUGAAAAUGGCCAAAAAAGCUGCAUAUUCUUCGGCCUACGAGAAACCACCCGCAUAG